Phragmites australis (common reed) is the source of this 918-nucleotide messenger RNA. Its product is annotated as protein DETOXIFICATION 39-like. The coding region runs from base 196 to 426 and encodes 76 amino acids. The record is from RefSeq and is a predicted model, not a curated record. The transcript is spliced from 3 exons. Lineage: Eukaryota; Viridiplantae; Streptophyta; Magnoliopsida; Poales; Poaceae.
UUGGUCCGGGUCUUGUCGAAGGCAGAGCCCCGCCACUGUUGUCAGGUGAGGUUUUUAGUAAGUUUGGUUCGUCUGGUUAUGAUGUAUUGAUAAUAAAAAUUACUCCUUUUGUGAUGUUUUCUUCUUCUCACUGAUGCUGAAAAUAUUUUUCACUGGACUGAUGAAGGCGUGGCUGUUGGAUGUGGAUGGCAAGCAAUGGUAGCAUACUUCAUCGGCGUACCCCUCGGUGUGCUUCUUGGAUUCAAGUUUGACUUUGGCAUCAAGGGAUUGUGGGGAGGGGUGAUCGGGGGCACCCUCAUUCAAACACUUAUUCUGAUCUGGAUCACGUUCAGGACUGAUAGGAACAAGGAGGUCGAGGAAGCGAGGAAAAGAUUGGAUAAGUGGGACGACACAAGGGAGCCUCUCUUCGCAAACAAGGAGUGGUGAUGUCAGGAGUGGAUCAAGAGUCAAUAUGCUGCUGCAAGUUGAUCCAUUCUGCAAUACUUUUCAGUGCCAUCUCAUCUGCCACUUCUAACUGCAACAUAGACCACUCAAUUCAGAAAUGCACUAAUGCGUAGUUCGGUUGGUUUCAUCUGAGAUCAUGCUGUUUCAGAAUUCACAAACUAUUCUCCUCACCUAACGAUACUAAUUUGAGGUCGCCAAUUGCAAUGCUUUGCUAAUCCUUAGUCCAAUUAUUAACCAGAAAUACGGCAAGUGGCCUUACUGAAUACUGUACUAGAAUGAAGCAACUUCAGUUUCUGAAAUUCUUUAGUCCAUGAGCUCCAGAAUUGCCCUGCAGACCUGAUUGGAAUUAGAAAUUCUGCAGGCUGCAGGAGGCAACAGCCAAAGCGACAAAUGGACACUACAGUUAGGAUAACAGUAGGUCGGUGCUGUUUGACAGUCUCUAAUUGGAUGAAGCUCAUCCCGAGCUUCCAUCCG